AUGGACAUUAGCAUGUCCAAGCUCGAAUUCUUCUUUGCUCUUGUACUAGCCUUCACUACUCUUCAUAUGGUGACUGCCGGAGAUGCAGAUAUCACUUCAGAUUUUUUGGUCCCACCAAAUGUAACCAAAGUUGAUAGCAACUUCUUCACAUCCACCAGCAUGAGGACUCUUUUAAAGGCAAAUCCACCUACAACUUUUAAGGUUACGAAAGCUAGCUUGGCUGAAUUCCCAGCUCUCAAUGGCCGGAGCGUUUCCUUUGCGGUUCUCCAAUACCCAGCUGGCUCUGUCAACCCACCUCACACUCAUCCUCACUCGGCAGAGCUCUUGUUUCUUCUUGAUGGUGCUCUGGAAGUUGGGUUUGUUGACACUACUAACAAGCUCUUCACUCAGACACUCCAAGCGGAUGACAUGUUUGUACUUCCCAAGGGACUAGUUCACUACCAGUUCAAUUGUGAUGUGAAGAAUUCUGCAAUAGCCAUCUCUGCAUUCGGAAGUGCAAAUGCUGGAACCAUCUCAGUUCCUACCACUGUAUUCACUACUGGCAUUGAUAAUGGGAUCUUGGCCAAGUCUUUCAAUACUAAUAUUGCUACCAUUCAAGCCAUCAAGGCCGGGCUUACACCCAAAGCCUGA
Quercus lobata is the source of this 630-nucleotide messenger RNA. RefSeq names its product germin-like protein 9-3. The coding region runs from base 1 to 630 and encodes 209 amino acids. The record is from RefSeq and is a predicted model, not a curated record. Gene Ontology annotation, molecular function: manganese ion binding. The transcript has a single exon. NCBI's taxonomy places the organism in Eukaryota, Viridiplantae, Streptophyta, Magnoliopsida, Fagales, Fagaceae.